AUGACUCUCAAUCGAUUCCUAGGAGGGGCUGCUCUUAUCUUUGAAGUUAUUUGGAAAGAUAGAAACUCAAUCCUCCACGGAAAACAACCUAUCCCUUUGAAAGUGCGAAUUGACCUUAUAAAUAGCAGGCUGUGGGAGUUGGACUCUAUUCAGGAGUGCACCGACCCCCUCAAAACUGAGUGGACUCCACCUCCGGAAGGGUGGAUUGCUUGUAAUUCUGAUGUGGCCAUUGGUCAAUCUCAGUCUACGGGGGCAGCUGUACUUAGAGACACUUAUGGAACUAUCCUCGGCAUCUCAACGUUCAAAUCACACUUCAGUGACCCGCUGCCAGGGGAGGUAGAAGCUAUAUGCGAAGGUGCGGCAACAGCCAUAAACCUCGGCUUCAAAAAUGUCAUCUUCCAGAGUGAUUCGCUGAACGCAGUCAGCGCAAUGAAAAGCAGGAAUUCUGAUGUCCAAAAGCUGCACUUCAACAUUCAAGACAAGGUAAAGAAGUUCAUCGAUCUCUCGGCGAAAUUCAACCUUCAAGACGUCAUCUGGACCCCUCGUUCCUGCAAUAGUGUGGCCCACUCUGUGGCUCAAUGGGCAAACCGAAACAACAUGUUUGGAGUUUUGGAUUUGCCCAAUUUUGAUGAUUUCCUGCAGCUGAUUGCUGCAGAUGGUCAUACUCGGCAUUAG
Cannabis sativa is the source of this 675-nucleotide messenger RNA. RefSeq lists its product as uncharacterized. Gene Ontology annotation, molecular function: nucleic acid binding; RNA-DNA hybrid ribonuclease activity. The transcript has a single exon. Bases 1 to 675 code for a protein of 224 amino acids. NCBI's taxonomy places the organism in Eukaryota, Viridiplantae, Streptophyta, Magnoliopsida, Rosales, Cannabaceae. The record is from RefSeq and is a predicted model, not a curated record.